Molecule: messenger RNA, 1788 nt
Organism: Halteromyces radiatus
Lineage: Eukaryota; Fungi; Mucoromycota; Mucoromycetes; Mucorales; Cunninghamellaceae
Product: rab-GTPase-TBC domain-containing protein
Exons: 13
Coding region: 43-1761 (572 amino acids)
Biological process (GO): activation of GTPase activity
Cellular component (GO): Golgi apparatus
Molecular function (GO): GTPase activator activity
Source: RefSeq, a predicted model, not a curated record
UUUUUUUUUUCUGGUUUGUCUAUACUUCCCCUCUUUAACGCCAUGGAUGAACAUACUACGCGAAAGUCGUUUUGGAGAAGAAAUGGAACCAAACUACCGGGAAGUGUGCGUAUUGUUCCUACCCACAGUAGCCAGCAAACAACAGCAACAGACGCUUGUGACCGAACUCCUGUUGUCAUUGGAGCACGUUAUUCUUAUACAAGUCUUGUCACCAGUCAACACAACGUAUCAGACACUUCAUCACCACCUCCUCUAUUACCGUCUCACUAUCAAUCCUCUUCUAACAAUAAUAGCAACAAACUGACAACAUCGACUAACAACAAUAGAAAAGGUUCCUCUCAACAUAAACGCCACACGUCCUCAACUCAACACAAAUCCUUUAAUGCCUUUUUGGAAGAUACCAAUGAUGAAUGGAACGACUCUAUCGAUGACAGUAGUAAGAAUAGAAAUAACAAUUCUUCAUCUAUCUCAACAUCAGCAAUCGCGGCAACUUCACAGCAUACGAACAUGCAUUCCUCCUCUAUCUCGGCAUCAUCAUCACCACCAUCAAUUACACCAUCUCUUGUAUCAGAAUCUACACAAAAUCGUAUCAUUACGGCAUUAUCUUUGGGCGAAGAAGCAAAAGUAGUAGAAGAAAACAUACCACCCCCUCGACAUCAACAACAACAGCAGCAACUUUAUAAGAAAUCAACAGACGUGAAUGGUGUUAUUGAUAACGUGAAGGAUGUGUUAGAAGAUCCAACUCAUAUUUUGCAUCAUAUUGAACCAGAAAAAGGGGUAGAUCCAAUUCGUACCAAGAAAAUCAAGGAAAUAUUAUCCAGUGUUAAUGUGGAUCUAGCUGCUUUACGAAGUAUUUGUUGGAGUGGGAUUCCACCUGAUUUUCGACUAAUAGCAUGGCAAAUUUUACUGGGCUAUUUACCAUGUAACUCAGAAAGACGAGUAGAAACGUUGGCAAGGAAACGAAAAGAGUAUCUAGAUGGUGUAAAGGCAUCCUAUUCAAAGGGAACUGCUGGAUUAGAUCAGGCAUUAUGGCACCAGAUUCAUAUUGAUAUCCUUCGAACUAAUCCUGGUGUGAUCUUGUAUCAAUCUACCAUUACACAAGAAAGUUUGGAACGUAUUUUAUACCAAUGGGCUAUUCGACAUCCAGCAAGUGGCUAUGUACAAGGUAUCAAUGACUUGGUGACUCCCAUAUUCGAAGUAUUUCUCUCUGCCUAUAUUGAUGGUGAUCCUGAGGAAUAUGAUAUGAAAAAGUUAAAUCAAGAUGUGUUAGAUGUUGUAGAAGCAGAUAGUUUUUGGUGUCUUUCAAAAUUAUUAGAUGGUAUUCAGGAUAAUUAUACUUUUGCGCAACCUGGGAUCCAAAGACAAAUUGUCACACUCAAAGAUCUGGUAUCUAGAAUUGAUGCACGAUUGGCUCGUCAUUUACAACAAGAAGGGAUUGAAUUUAUCCAGUUUGCGUUCCGAUGGAUGAAUUGUUUAUUGAUGCGUGAACUACCUUUGAAAACUACGAUUCGAAUGUGGGAUACGUAUCUUGCGGAAGGAUCUUCAGAAGGGUUUUCAGAAUUCCAUGUUUAUGUGUGUGCAGCCUUCUUGGUGAAAUGGUCAAGUCAAUUACAGAAAAUGGACUUUCAAGAAGUGAUGAUUUUUUUACAACAAUUACCUACUGAUGAUUGGCAAGAAAAAGAUGUAGAAUUAUUAUUAUCGGAAGCAUACAUGUGGAAAACAUUAUUUCACAACGCCCCUAGUCAUUUGAAAAACAAAUAAACUUUUUUUUUAUUGUUGAAACCCUUA